CUGUUCUGUUCCUGUUCCUCUUCCUCUUCCUGUUCCUGUUCCUGUAUACCGUCAUUCAACGCAUUUCUUUUCUUUCUUCUAGUUCUGUCGGGCUCGAGGUAAUCUCCCGAGACCCAUUUAAUUUUUGAUUAAUGCUGUCCUCUUCCGUCGUCUUCAUCUCGUCGUCCCAACCUGGCAUUCCUUUCCCUAUCAUAUAACUAACCAACCCUCUGUCUUCUUCUUGUCGCCUGGUUCUUAGCUAUUUUCUUACUCCCAAAUCUCCAGCAUCGACCAGGAAAUCCAUCCACCCCUCUAACGACGCACACGAGCUUCUAUCGUACCUCCUCGCGCCAUAUUCCCCUUAGGUUGUUUCACCGUUCCGCCGUUUCGCCGUCGAGUUUCGACCUUGAUCCAUUGCCCAUGUCCCUGUCACGAUCACCCUCUCCCCACCCGGGAGGAGGGUGGUCUAGCCCCAGUUUGACCCCAGGAAGUGGCACUUCAACCCCUCAAAGUGGCUUUUACUCCACGAGUCCCUCGGGCCCCUGGCUAGCCGCGAAAGCGAAAAGCGACGAGGCUCGAGGCUAUCCGUCAUUUUCGACGAGAAAUAAUGGUUUCUUUUCACGCUCGAAACGUCAAAUUACCGCCACCCUUCCCCGGUUCCGCGUCGGCUCGACGUCUCCGAGCGGAUAUGUCGACAAGGACGAAUAUCGGCAUGGGCAGGGAUGGGGCUGGCACUCGACUGGUGUUGGGCGAUCGAUAUUGCGACGCAGGAGAGCACGCCUGCUCGUGGCCUUGCUUCUGGUCUGGCUGGGGUACUUGUUCUUGUGGACACCGGUUAUCCACAAUUUCAGGCGAUCGACGUUUGGAGGGGGGCGUAAGUUCGUGAUUAUCCUGGAAUCCAAUGUGGAAGGCGGCGUCAUGGAGUGGAAAGGCGCAAGGGAAUGGGCUAUCGAACGCACCAGCACCACCAAUAAGAAAGAGUACGCCCAACGAUGGGGGUACGAUCUCGAGAUUGUCAACAUGCUGGCAAAGAAGCGAUAUUCGCAUGAAUGGCGCGAAGGUUGGGAGAAGGUCGAUAUUCUGCGCGAAACCAUGCGCAAGUACCCCGAUGCGGAGUGGUUCUGGUGGCUCGACCUCAAUACGUAUAUCAUGGAGUAUUCUUACUCGUUGCCAGACCACAUUUUCAAUCGUCUAAGCGGAAUCGCUUACCGUGACAUUAACGAGUACAAUCCCUUAAAUAUUAGCCACCCACCGAUAGAACCGUACCUCGAUGAAACCUCUCGCUCAGCCAGUGCAGAUCAAGACCCGUCGUCGAUUCAUUUCAUCCUAUCUCAGGACUGCGCGGGGUUCAAUCUUGGAUCGUUUUUCGUCCACAGGUCUCUCUGGUCAGAGCGUCUGUUGGACAUUUGGUGGGAUCCUGUCAUGUACGAGCAAACCCAUAUGCAAUGGGAGCAUAAGGAGCAGGACGCGCUUGAGUAUCUCUACACCACCCAGCCUUGGAUUCGCAACAGUAUCGCCUUCCUGCCUCAGCGUUACAUCAAUUCUUUCCCCCCUGGAGCAUGCGGCGACGAGCUGGAUCCGACUUUUCACUAUACGGAGGGAUCCCGAGACUUUCUGGUCAAUAUGGCGGGAUGUGAUUUCGGCCGCGACUGUUGGGGUGAGAUGCAUGAGUACCGCGAAUACAGCCAAUGGCUGAACCGCAGGCUAUGGGAGCGCAUCAAAGACUGGUUCCUUGAUUCUUACGACACCCUAUUCAGCAAAGGCCCGCAGCAGUCUUAGGCUACAUGAAACAUUCGACGAAUUUGAUGCCGUUUAUCUUUCUUGACCUGUUUAACUAUUUUUUUUUUUUCUUUCUUUUUUUUAUCGUCGGUUUAUGGUUUGGUUACAGCAGUGCCAGCCAGAAGCAGUUUCACUUGGCGUGGCGUUGGGGUUUCAGGAUGAUCUUUAGGUUACUAUACAUCCACUGCGUACGAAUAAUAGACAAUGUUGUACGUACUCCA
Aspergillus ochraceoroseus IBT 24754 is the source of this 1979-nucleotide messenger RNA. Its product is annotated as putative alpha-1,6-mannosyltransferase subunit. NCBI's taxonomy places the organism in Eukaryota, Fungi, Ascomycota, Eurotiomycetes, Eurotiales, Aspergillaceae. The transcript has 3 exons. The record is from RefSeq and is a predicted model, not a curated record. Gene Ontology annotation, biological process: protein N-linked glycosylation. The coding region runs from base 400 to 1758 and encodes 452 amino acids. Gene Ontology annotation, molecular function: glycosyltransferase activity. Gene Ontology annotation, cellular component: Golgi membrane.